AUGCCUGGUAGUCAAUCGCACGAGUCUGAAGAAGAGCGACAGGCUCGCCUGUCGGAUCCGGAAAUUGAUGAUGGAGAGGCAGAAGAAGAGGAAGCGGCAGACAAUGACGAAAACUAUGAUUAUCUACAGGCAACUCGGAGACUGGACGCGGAGGAGUUGCAAGCGGAAGAAGAAGGUGAAAGAUUAAUUGAUGAUAAUGCAGACGAUGGUUUCGUCUUUGGCAUGAAAGAUGCUGAGAAAGAAGCAGCAGCAUUUUAUGCAGCUGGUUUAAACGCCGAUCGCGAAGACUCUGAAUUGCUUGAUGACUCGGAAAUAAUAAUUGAUGAAAAUAAAGAAAUUAAGGCUAGAAGAGCAGCAGAGAGACACCUGAGAGCAAGAGAGAGAGUAAAACAAGCAUCAGGAGACAGAAGAGAUAAUUUGCUGGCCGACUCAAAUCCGCGUUUAGUUGCGUUUGGGGAGGAACACCAACAGGCAUUAGAUACUCUAUUUAGGUAUUUUCUCUAUAAUUUUUCUCUUUCUGCUUACAAGAGCCAAACGCUCGUAGCGCAUGAAGAAGGAGACACCGAGCAGCAGCAGCAGCAACAGCAGCAGCAGCAGCAGCAAGAGGAGUCAGGGACGCCUUAUUACCUUGAGAAGAUUAAUCAGCUUAUCCUUGCUGACAAGAGAAGUUUAACUGUCGAUGUCCGCCACCUUCUAUUUAUCUCUGAUCAAAUUAUUCGCUGGCUGGAGCUGCACCCCACACCAGCACUUCAGGUAAACAGCAACAGCAGCAGCAGCAACAGCAGCAGCAGCAGCAGCAGCAGCGAAAGCAGCAGCGGAAGCAGCAGCAACAGUAGCAGCAACAGUAGCAGCAACAGCAGCAGCAACAGUAGCAGCAACAGCAGCAGCAACAGUAGCAGCAACAGCAUCAGCUGGAGCAGCAGUCAUAGCAGCAGUAGUAGUAACAGCAGUAAUAGUAGUAGUGGUAGUAGCAGCAGCAGCAGCAACAGCAGCAACAGCAGCAGCAGUAGCAGUAGCAGCUGUUUUGUAUCGGAUGCUCCUCUGCAGAUUGUAGAGGGGCAGAAGCAUAUACCUCUUCCCAAACGAUGCCCCAACUGCCAAGGGUCUCGUUUUACGGUUGAUCGCCUUAAAACAUCAUACACGGAUGUACAGAGACUCACGUUACAGGAGUCUCCUUCUCAAUGUCCUCCAGGGCGUCCUCCUCGUCAGCGCGAAUUAUUAUUAUGCGGGGAGUUAGUGGAUGCAGUGCGCCCUGGGGAAUCUAUAGAAGUUGUCGGGGUGUAUCGAACGAAAUUAGAAAUAAGUUUAAAUGCUAGGAUCGGAUUUCCUGUGACAGCUACACAAAUAUUAGUAAAUAAUAUCAGCAGCAGCAAGCAGGAGCUCGUCAAAGAAAUUACAAAUGAAGAUAUUGCUCAAAUCAAACAGCUCUCAAGACACCCCAAUAUAAGAGAACGUAUUAUUGCUUCUAUUGCACCUACUCUAUGCGCUUCUAAACAAAUUAAAACUGCAAUUGCUUAUGCUUUAUUUGGAGGAGUACCUAAGGGAAGAGAUAUUUCUGCUAAUGAAGCUCAAGGUAACAGCAGCAGCAGCAGCAGCAGCAGCAGCAGCGGCUCUCGUCCAUCUGUUGCUAAUGCUGCUGCUAAUACUGCUGCUGGUGCUGCUGGGGCUUACGGUGAAGAUCCUAAAGCUACAGCAGGGCAGCAUGUCAUUAGAGGAGACAUCAAUGUGCUGCUGCUCGGUGAAUGGAGUCUCGAAGGAGGUGCGUUGGUGCUUGCUGACGAGGGCAUAUGUUUAAUCGACGAGUUCGACAAGAUGACGGAGCACGAUCGGGUGUCUAUACACGAGGCGAUGGAGCAGCAAAGUAUUUCUAUCAGCAAAGCAGGCAUCGUUACGACACUCAGAGCUAGAUGCGCUGUCAUUGCUGCUGCUAACCCCAAAUUCGGUCGGUAUAUACCUUCUUAUACUUUUCGGGAGAACGUAAAUCUAAGCGACCCGAUUUUGUCGCGUUUUGACAUUGUUUGCGUUUUAAGAGAUAUUCCUGAUGCAGAUGAAGAUUUUUCUUUAGCUGAAUAUGUCUUAACUAAUCAUCAGCUGCAUCACCCUAACGUAGGAGUGCUGCAGCAGCUGCCGCAGCAGCGAGUGCAGCAGCUAGAAGAAAAAAUUAAAGCAACAGAGGCUCACGAACCUAUUAAUCAAGAAUUACUUCAAAAAUAUAUCUUAUACGCCAGGACCUACUGCCACCCUACCUUUGACACCUCUCUGUCAUCAGUCAGCGCUAAACUUUCAAACUUUUACGCAAAAAUGCGAAGACGUGCUUCCACCUCUGGCGGCCUUCCGCUGACUUUGAGACACGUGGAGUCUCUUCUUCGUAUAGCGGAGGCAAAUGCGAAGAUGCGGCUGUCUCCGGUGGUUUCGUCUUUAGAUGUUGACUUCGCAAUUGCUGCUGUGCUCUCUUCUUUCAUAUCUUCUCAGACUUUUGCAGUGCAGCAAAAACUCUCUAGAGAAUUCGCGAGAUACACCGCGUUGGCGACAGGUGGCUGGGCGACGCUCGCGGCGCUGCUGCGGCGGCUGCUGCAGCAGCGGCUGCAGCGUGCUACUCUUCUGCAGCAGCAGCGGCUGCAGCAGCAACAGCAGCAGCAAGCAGGGGGAGAUGCGGAGGGCUCCGAGCAGCUGCUGCAGCAGGAAGAUAUUGAAAAAGCAAGAAAGGUGGACUUCACAGACUUCUUGCGGCUGGCGACCCAACACAAGUUUAGUGCAUAUCAAGUCGAACAGUGGCUCGCUUCGAAUUCCUUCAAAGCCCAAUUCUCCGUCAUCGAGGAAGAUAACUGCAAACGGCUUGUCAGCAACAACUGGCGUAGAGAAACACCCAGCCAAUCCACUGCAGCAAGAUGA
Eimeria acervulina is the source of this 2892-nucleotide messenger RNA. Its product is annotated as DNA replication licensing factor, putative. The record is from RefSeq and is a predicted model, not a curated record. Gene Ontology annotation, molecular function: single-stranded DNA helicase activity; ATP binding; single-stranded DNA binding. Lineage: Eukaryota; Apicomplexa; Conoidasida; Eucoccidiorida; Eimeriidae. Gene Ontology annotation, biological process: DNA replication; mitotic DNA replication initiation; double-strand break repair via break-induced replication. Bases 1 to 2892 code for a protein of 963 amino acids. Gene Ontology annotation, cellular component: nucleus; MCM complex. The transcript has 20 exons.